This is a messenger RNA of Homalodisca vitripennis (glassy-winged sharpshooter), 1074 nucleotides long. RefSeq names its product piggyBac transposable element-derived protein 4-like. Lineage: Eukaryota; Metazoa; Arthropoda; Insecta; Hemiptera; Cicadellidae. The record is from RefSeq and is a predicted model, not a curated record. The transcript has a single exon. Bases 1 to 1074 code for a protein of 357 amino acids.
AUGCCAAACAGACAAGACCCAGCCUAUGACAAGUUAUUCAAAAUCCGCCCUUUUUUAGACACUCUCUCCAGAACAUUUUUGGAGAGCUACCAACCAAAGGAAUUCCAGUCUGUUGAUGAGUCAAUGAUCAGAUUCAAGGGGCGUUCAACUCUCAAGCAGUAUAUGCCUCUAAAACCAGUAAAAGGAGGUUAUAAAGUGUGGGUAAGAGCAGACGAAUCUGGCUUUAUAUGUGAAUUCCAAAUUUACACCGGAAGAUUACGGGAUGGAAGAGCGGAGAAACUCCUAGGAGAAAGAGUCGUACGAGAUCUUACCGAAAAAAUAGUGGGAGAAAAUCAUAAGGUUUACUUCGAUAAUUUCUUUUCUUCGAUGGAUCUGCUGAAGGUUUUACAAAGCCAAAAAAUCCAAGCCUGUUGUACAGUGAGAAAAGAUCGCGUCAAUUUGCCAAAAUUUUUCAAUAAAGACCAAAACAUGAGAAGAGGAGACAGUGAUGUAAGGUGUACUCUGGCUGGCCUAGUAUGUGUCAAGUGGAUGGAUAAAAAGCCAGUUAUCUUCGCAUCGAACUACCACGAUCCGAAUGAAAAGUCUUCAGUCAAAAGAAAAUUAAAAAAUGGCACAAAAGUAGAUGUACCGUCCACUACAUUAGUAAGUGAUUACAACAAGCAUAUGGGGUAUGUUGACAAGGCCGAUCAACUCAAAAAAUGCUACCAAAUAGACAGAAGAAGUAGAAAGUGGUGGCAUAGGAUUUUCUUUCACUUCUUGGAUGUGUGUAUUGUAAAUUCAUACAUAAUGUUUACGCAGCAAAGUGAAGGAGCCACUUUAUCUCUGAAACAGUUCAGGAUCAACUUAUCACAAAGCUUGAUGUCCAGUGACAAGACUAGAAAUGGAAGCGGGAGAAAGAAGAAAAAUACCAUGUCCAGUUUCAAGAAAAAUAUUUCCACAGAAAUCAGAAGCAGUGGAAAUGUGCACCUACCUAUACAUAUGAGUAAGAGAAGAUGCGCCAACUGCAGCACAAAGGAGAAUCCUCAUCGUUCUUUUUUGGGGUUUGUAAAGCGUGUGAUGUUGCGUUGUGUUUGA